UUUAUCCGUUUACAAUUAUCAUGUAUGUUUAAAGGCUGUAACUUCCCUCACAAUACACUUUAUACACUUUUCUCAGAAAGGCAUAACAUUUUCCUCACAUUUUAAACACUCUCAAAGUGCUAUUUGGUUUUAAUCUUAAUGAGCAAUCUAACAGAUUAGACACAAUAAGUCAUUCAAUGACUCACCAUAUUCACUGCUCUUACUGUGCUUCUAUUCCUCCGGCCGUCUUCUUCCUUCGCGUCCUACUCCUGCAACGUAGAAGAUUCAUUUAAUUGGUUUAGCUUCUUCUAUUGAUUAUUGGCGAUUAGCAAGCCGUCUUCUAGCGACAGCGCGAAGGAGAUUGAUUGACAAAAGUAUACAGCCAAUCGGGACGCAGAGCACAAUGGGCGGCUUCUCCUUUAGCCAAUAAGGACUCCUGCAGCUCUAAAUUUGGCCAGCUAUUGUCUGCUGUGUGUUCCUAAUUGCUCGUACAGAAACUUAAAUACACAGACGAGAUGGAGCUGUAUACAACCUUCAACGGUCACCGCUCAUUGAUGGGAGUGAAGCUGGUUCGUUCCUCACAUUUUCACCCAGGAUGGCCAGAGAGGAGGAGCACCUCAUCUACGCCAUCACGGUCCCGCUGUCCACUUCCAUCAUCCUUGCCAACCUGGUCAUCAUCUCGGGCAUCUUGUGGAACCGCCAGCUUCACAACACGCCCAACUACUUCUUCCUGAGCUUGUUGGUGGCAGACAUGUGCACGGGCGUGGCGCUGCCUUUCAUUCCUCUCAUGGCGCACAACCGAGAGCUGAGCUUCGGCUCUUGCCUCGUGGCACACAUCUUCCCAAACUUCCUGUUCCUGGCGUUCCUUCUCAACCUGGUGAUGGUGCACUACGAACGUUAUAUUUGCAUCGUGGAACCCCUGCACUACAGCAACUUGUGGAUGCAUCGCAGUUUCCCUCUGGCCCUGCUGCUGGUGUGGGCGCCGCCGCUUCUGUACGCGUCCCUGCCGGCUUUUGGUUGGAACAACUGGACCGGUCCAGACUGGCAUGGCUGCUGCGCUCAUGGACAGAAGUGGACACCCGUGUCGAACUGCUCCACCAACGUGACCAUUUGCUGUUCAUACAGACGCGUGUUCCCCAACCCCUUCCUCUACCUGGAAGUGUACGGGCUCGUCUUGCCCGCCAUUUUCACCAUCGCUGCCAUGACCGGCCGCGUCCUGUGGAUCACCCGGGGCCAGCUUAGAGACAUCUGCCGUCUCCAUCGCUCUGUGGAGCGCGGGCAAGCCUCGGACAGGGAGCACAGGCUGAAUCUGCGCUACACUCGCUGCGUGGUGGCAGUGUCGCUCACGUUCCUGGCGUGCUGGGUUCCGUACCUCAUCUACAUGCACGUGUGCAUGUCCUUCCUGAUGAGCGACACCAGGUGGACCUCCACCACUCAUAUCGUGCUCUCGUGCACCGGUAUCGGCAGUAUGGCGGUGGUGCCGCUGGUCUUGGGCCUCGCCAACAAGCAGUACACGGAACCCGCCCACAAGCUGCUUCUCAAACUUCGAGACAGGUUGAGGCAGACCACGCAGACACCACGCGGGUCAGUAGUCUGACGGCAGUUAUAUUAUUGUGGCCGCUAGGUGUCAGUAAUGUUCCAUUAUUGAGACAUUUUCAAGAUUGUUGGACCACGAUCAAAACGUGUUCUAGCAACACAUUUAUUUGUGUACACAUUGACAAUAUUUAAUACAGGACCAGGUUCUUUCAACAUCCUGAAUCCCUGUGAACACGAUUGGAGUCAGAAUGAACAUAUUAAGAUAUUAGGUAAUGCUGAUACUUUUUACUUGAAAGUUUCACAAAUUCUUCAGUUUAACUUUAAGAGAAAAAAGUUGUUGAUUUACAAGAAAAAAAGUAAUAUUACAAGUAUAAAGUUGUACAUUGACGAGACAACAUUGAAAAAUGUACAAGGAUAAAGUCGUAAGUUUACGAAAUAAAGUUAAAUAAAGUACAUUUAUGGCAAAAAAAAUCAUACAUUUUACAUUUAGAAAAAAAUAUGUAAUAUUAGGAGAAUAAAGUUGUGAAUUAAUGAGGGAAAAAAAUCAUAAAUUGAGGGGUAACAAGUUUACGAUAAAUAAAUUUACGAGAAAGUUUCGAAGAAAAAAAUUAAGAGAAAACAACAAGAAUUUAUAAGGAAAAAAACACAAUGUUAGGACAAUAAAGUCAUAGGUUAAUGAGAAAAAAGUCAUGCAUUUGAGAAAGAAAAUCAUACAUUUCCGAGGAAACAUUUGUAAAUUUACAAGAACAAAAAUAUGAAAUUAUGAGAAUAAAGUCAUACGUUUACGAGAAAAAAAUCUGAAUGUGAUGUAAGUCAUACGUCAUAAAUUCACAAAAAAAUAAGAUGUAAAAAUCAUAAAUUUACAAGAGUAAAGUCAUAAGUUUACAAGAAAAAAAUCAUAAAUUUAUGAGAAAAAAAAGACAUAAUGUUACAAGCAUAAAGUUGUAAAUUUGUUACGAGAAUAAACUCAUGAGUUUAUGAGGAAAAAAGAAAAAUAUUUAAGGCGAUGCCGAUACUGAUAUUUGAUUGAACAUUUUUAGGCUGUGCCGACAAAGAUUCUUUCAACUUGAAAUGUCAGUAUUAUCAACAUAAUAAUACGGCAUCUGAUGCCACUUCUGUGGAUAUUUGGAUCUGCCUGCCGAGUGCCGACCCUGUCCUGGUUGCCAAACGGAACAUAAGCAGUAGGCUGUGUAUAGUUUUGCUGCAAGAUGCCUUUUUAUUUUUGUCUGCUCUUGAAAUGAUGGUCGCCAGUUUUUGUGUCUACCUCCCGCCUGCAAUGUUUAUUCCGACUUUGCUCAGCGGUGUUUAUCUAUGUACUGGUAUGCGCGCUGGGGAGGCGAGAGGGACGCGGCUCCCCAGACUAGUCCGAUUCAUCAAGAGUAAAAAGACACAGACAAGACGGGCCUUUUGUUGCAUGAAGAAGGAAUGAGAAUUCACAGCACGGCAAACAUGUGCUCUGUUGCUGUCAUGUCUUCUCCUCCUUAUUACGUAUUGGUAAGGCCAUGUCUGGCAUGCCGCACGUGGGUGGAAAGGAGACAAACCGAGGAGGAAGAGCCAGCUUUAAUGACAUUAGGAGCAAACGAGGCCAAGUGAUGCGUGCCGUGAGGAGAGAUGGGAUGCAUGCUGUAUGUUUGGUCCAUGUACAAAUAUGUUUUCCACACUGCGAGACAGGUAAUAUUAGUCACAAAGAGGAUGCUGUCCUUAUUAAAACAACAAAGGCUUCGUCCUGCAGACAUUUUGGUCGUGUUGCAUCAUUUAUUUAUUGCCAUAUCUGCAGGUGAGAGACAGACAAGAUAAUAAAAAGCGUAUUUUUGACUCACUAAGAAAGGAAAAGUGGAUGCAUGGCAUUGCGCUGAUUCACAAAGAGACUAGAUAAGACAGCUAUUCGCUGAGGUUGGUGGUUGGUUUCUCAGGUGGCAGGCGAGCAAGCGCGUGGUCGGCUGCUUGCUUGUUAGAAAGCUGGGCAGAAGAAAGGUUUGGAUUUAGUGGGACCCAACGUGGGUCAGCGUGGCCUUGGAUUACAUUUCAUGUCCUGGCAAUUCUACACUGAUCUCUUUUCCAUGUGUAAGCAGACCACUUCCUGGUCCGCUCUAUUUGCCAUUUUUACAACAAUCUCGAAAACGGCAUCUUGCAAUGGCUAGUUAUGUCGACAACCGCUUAUGUUGACGUGAGUCAGUCCGAUGGGCAUCAACAUAAACAGGUCCCACUGUGUUUUGCAUUUUUGCUACAAUGCUGAAAACUGAAUCUUGCAGUGGCAGUUUUGCUUCUGGUUAUGUCGACAACCUCUUAUGUUGACAUGAUUCUUCCAUUAAUGUAAAAACGCUAGUUUGAGUCUCACCUGAGUGACACACAAGCUGGUUCAUCCUGCAAAGAGAAGAAGCGUAAAGAUCUACGUUCUUCCAAGGUUUCAAUGAAGCCGCCCGUACGCACCUCUGCUCCUCGCCCUCCAGCAGCUUACGAUAGGUGGCGAUCUCAAUGUCCAAGGCCAGCUUGAGGUUCAUCAGUUCUUGGUGUUCCCGGAUCUGACCGGCCAGGUCAUGCUUGGCUCUCCUCGAGGCCUCCUCCAGCUGAGCAAUGUCAUGGCGGGCCCUCUCCAAGCUUACGUCGCCUUCUGUAGUUGCAUCCUGGAUGUCCUUCCUCACGGUGUCCUCCUGGGGUGGAGGUGAUGAAGAGACCAGGUGGAGGAGGCGCAUGAGCAGAUGCAGCUGAGACUGCUUGAAAACAAACCUUCCUUUUGAGAGCAUCCAGGUCGACGUUCAGUCUCCUGAUGAGGCGUGCCGCGUCUGAGAUCUCUCGCCUUACGUCCCGGACUUCCUGUUCACACUGUCCUACCUUCAGAAGCAUGACAUCCAUCUGAGGGCAGGAGGAGGACCUUCAAGCAACAUCAAUGUCACUGCUGAUCUCUUCCUGCUCCUCACCUUCUUCCGGUUCCACUGCUCUGCCUCCUCCCGGGUGCGAGCCGCCAUGUCGGCGUACUGACUCUUGACGCUCUCCACAAUCUCGUCCAUGUCCAGCGACCGCGUGGCGUUCUCCCGUAAAAUCACAGUCUCGUUGUGGAUUUGAGAUUCCAGCUCUUUAAUCUCCUACAAAGGAGCGCUUUGGUUAACAGAAAAGUUGUUGAAGAAAAUAAAAGUUGUCUUUACCUCAUCAUAGCCGACCCUGAGGAACUCCAACUGGCCAAUGAGAUCCUCCAACUCCAGCGUCAGAUGUACAGCUUCCAGGUGACCUUCGUCUGCAUCCUGUUGUCGCACACAGACGUUACGCAUCGUCCUAAACAUCACAAACGAUACGCUUACCUUUUUGGUGAUGAUGAAGUCAUUCUCCAGUUCCGCUUUCUUCAGCAACUCAUCCUCAUACCUGAAGCCAAAGCAGGAGUCAAACACCAGUCAUGGUCGGCCCCCACGUCUCAUGACAACUCCGACCCUGCUGACCUCUCCUUGGUGUUCUCCACCUCUUCCUGCUUCCCCCGCAGCUCAUCCUCCAGCUUGGCGUGGUCAUCCAGCAAUUUGUCAAUCUGCCGCCUCAGCUCCUCCUCCAGCUGCUUCGCCACGCCCUCCACCUUGCCCUGGUAGGCCUCCUGCUCCUUCAGGAUCUUCAGCUUGGUGUCCAGCUUUCGGUUCUCGUCCUCCUGCUGUUUCACCUGAGACACAAAGAUGGCCGCUUGCUCAUGAAUGAUGAUGACAGCUCGUCAGAAUUGUCGACAGAAUUGUUCACUUUGAUGCUUGGAUGGAAGAAAUUGCUUCUCAAAAAUGUUUUUGUUUCACUCCCAUUUCUUCUUUUUGCAUUUUGAAGGCCUACUUGGAACCUCCUUAAGAUCCAAUGUCCAUUCUCCUUAUAUUUAUACAUUUUCAACAUAUGUACUGUAUAUAUGCAAUACCAUAUACCAAUGCAGCAAAACACUAAUAUUAGACUGUAGGCUAACAAAUUGUCCACACGGGGGCGCAAUGAAAUGUUUUUGAAUACUGUACCUGCUGUACUAUUAGCUUCAUAGACAUCAUACUCAUCAUAUCAUGCAUUCAUAACUUUACUGAUUGACACAUAUAAAGGUCCUACCUUUUCAUGACAGCCAUGACAGCCCCCCCAUUUAAUAAUACUAUUACAACUUUUAAAAAAAUGCAGUUUUUCUUUAAUAUUUCAAUUCUUUUGUUCUGUUUCUUUCAGCUUUUUUCCUUCUAUUCUAUUAAAAAUGAUAUAUUUUCCACAUAAUAUUCAGCGUUUAUUCUCGUAAAA
Messenger RNA from Doryrhamphus excisus (bluestripe pipefish), 5745 nucleotides. The record is from RefSeq and is a predicted model, not a curated record. Lineage: Eukaryota; Metazoa; Chordata; Actinopteri; Syngnathiformes; Syngnathidae.